Messenger RNA from Malaclemys terrapin pileata, 6179 nucleotides. RefSeq names its product DnaJ heat shock protein family (Hsp40) member C16 (gene DNAJC16). Bases 70 to 2409 code for a protein of 779 amino acids. NCBI's taxonomy places the organism in Eukaryota, Metazoa, Chordata, Testudines, Emydidae. The record is from RefSeq and is a predicted model, not a curated record. The transcript is spliced from 15 exons.
GAGGCGGGGCGGCGAAGCCGGAAGCGGGGACCGGGCGCCCGGAGCGCAGGGUUGCCUAAAGGAAGAGAAAUGGAACUGAAAAAGUUAAGCAUCUCGUUGGUUGUGGUCCUGGUUCUGGUCUUGGUCCUGCAAAUUUUGUCUGCAGUGGAUUUUGACCCAUACAGAAUCCUUGGGGUUAGCAGGACGUCCAGCCAGGCUGACAUUAAAAAGGCUUAUAAGAAGCUCGCCCGGGAAUGGCACCCUGACAAAAACAAGGACCCAGGAGCAGAAGAUAAGUUUAUACAAAUUAGCAAGGCCUAUGAGAUCCUCUCCAAUGAGGAAAAGAGAUCAAACUUUGAUCGUUAUGGAGACGUGGGUGAGAACCAGGGGUACCCUCAGCAGCAGCAGCACCGCCAGUUCCAUCACUUCCACGAAAGCUUUUACUUUGAUGAAUCCUUUUUCCACUUCCCGUUUAAUUCGGAGCGACGAGACUCCUCCGAUGAGAAGUACUUGCUGCAUUUUUCGCACUACGUGAACGAGAUUGUACCGGACAGUUUCAAAAAGCCCUACCUCAUUAAAAUAACCUCGGACUGGUGCUUCAGCUGUAUCCACAUUGAGCCAGUGUGGAAGGAGGUUGUUCAGGAGCUAGAGGUGUUGGGGGUGGGAAUUGGAGUCGUCCACGCUGGGUAUGAGAGACGCCUCGCACAUCACCUGGGAGCACACAGCACACCCUCCAUUCUGGGACUCAUUAAUGGGAAAAUAUCCUUCUUCCACAAUGCGGUCAUCCGAGAGAACCUGAGGCAGUUUGUAGAGAGCCUUCUUCCAGGGAACCUCAUAGAGAAGAUUACAGAUAAAAAUUAUGUCCGAUUCCUGUCGAACUGGAAGAAAGAAAAUAAACCCCAUGUCCUUCUGUUUGAUCAUAUGCCAGUAGUGCCAUUGUUAUACAAGCUCACUGCUUUUGCAUACAGAGAUUAUUUGUCCUUUGGAUACGUGUAUGUUGGUCUCAGAGGGACUGAAGAGUUGUCCAGACAAUAUAACAUCAACGUCUACACCCCCACCAUGAUGAUCUUCAAGGAACAUAUUGAUAAGCCUGCCGAUGUUAUUCAGGCACGAGAGAUGAAAAAGCAGCUCAUUGAUGACUUCCUUUCCCAGAACAAGUUCCUUCUGGCAGCCAGACUCACCAACCAGAAACUGUUUCGUGAGCUGUGUCCUGUGAAGAAGUCUCACCGUCAGCGGAAGUACUGUGUGGUUUUACUUACUGGCGAGGGUGACAAGUUUGCUAAGACCUAUGAGGCCUUUGUGGCCUUUGCUCUGGCAAACACGAAAGACACCGUGAGGUUUGUGCAUAUCUACGACGACCGUCAGCGAGACUUUGCCCAGGCCUUGCUGAUGGAUGAUGAGAAAUAUUGGGGGAAAUCUGCCGUGGCCAUCUUGGAAAGGCGCAAUAAUGUAGGAAGAGUGGUCUAUAAAAUAUUGGAAGAUGCCUGGGAGGGCAGUGAAGAGGAUAACUUCAUUCUUUUGGAUCUUCUGGCUCAGUUAAGAACAGACCCUGGUCUUCUCUCUUCAGACACUGUCCUGCCAGACUUGAAUGAUGAACUUGCUCCUGUGUUCUUUCUCCGAUGGCUCUACUCCGCAAUAGAGUAUGUCUCGGACUGCUGGGAUAGCGUAUUUCAUAAUAACUGGCGGGAAAUGAUGCCACUUCUGUCCCUGAUCUUCUCAGCCCUCUUCAUUCUCUUUGGCACUGUUAUUGUUCAGGCUUUCAGCGACUCGAGCGAUGAAAGAGACUCUCCUCUCCCCCAGAAAGAAGAACCCAAUGAAAAGAAUGAAAAGAAUGACACGACCUUCAGCAAAGAGAACAGCAGGAUUCCCAAAAAGGGCUUUGUCGAAGUGACUGAGCUAACAGAUGUUACCUAUACUAGUAACCUGGUGCGCCUGAGGCCGGGUCACAUGAAUGUGGUUCUGAUCCUUUCCAACCCCACCAAAACCAGUCUACUUCAGAAGUUUGCCCUGGAAGUCUACACAUUCACAGGGAGCAGCUGUCUUCAUUUCUCCUUCCUGAGCCUCGAUAAGCAUAGAGAAUGGCUGGAGUAUUUGUUAGAAUUUGCCCAGGAUGCUGCCCCCAUUCCAAAUCAAUACGAUAAACAUUUCCUGGAGCGCGACUACACCGGUUACGUCCUAGCUCUAAAUGGCCACAAGAAAUACUUCUGCCUCUUCAAGCCUCACAGAUUGGGGGAUGAAGGGGGAACCAUGGGGUCCUGUGAGGAUUAUGACCCCUUGCUACAUACAGGAGAAGCCCGAGGAAAAUCCUCCUGCAGUCCAGGAUCCAAACAAGCUAAAAACCAAUUAAGCAAGUUGUCCUUAUGGAUGGAACGUCUCUUAGAAGGUUCCUUACAAAGGUUCUAUAUUCCAUCCUGGCCUGCAUUAGACUGAAGGGAUUUAAAAGAGAUUCUAACGCUACAAACUUUUUAAGAUGACAACCAUGGACAAUUCUUUCCAGGAAUAAACAGUCAUGACAAAUGGACAGUAGGUUUUAGAUGAACUCUCCUAGGCCCAGUGAGUAGAAGUAUCUUCCUUCAUCUUUGACCUAGGAGUGAAAGAUGAAACGUACUGACGUCCUCUGUACCAAAUUGUUCUUGUAUUUGAAUGCUGUACUAUCUAAGACAAAACCCAGUCUAUUUUCCUUUAAUGUCCUGCUCACCACAUCGCCUCUGUCCGGUUUCUUGUUUUUUCUCAGUUGAAGAAAACCUAUGAGUUCUUUGCAACGGUAACUCAGUUUGGACUGAAUACAAUGAACUUGUUACGUAGGUCAGGUCCCCUUCUCAAUGCUUAGCUCACAGUGCAUGGUGUGAUACUGGGAGGACCCCACAGAAUCUCCCCAGCCUCUGCAACUCUGAAAGGCCUCAUACCAAGCAUUCUUAUUUAUCAGCUUUCCCUGCGGUAAGUGAUUUAGGAGUGUGGUUGGGGGUAUCUCCCUUGUAGCAAACCGAUAGCCGGUAUUUACAGACGGUGGGGGCUCGUAGGCGAUCUGCAUGUUUCAUGCUCCUUGUGUAAUAGUUCCAUGUGCAGCUUCACCGGCUAAGCCAUAAGCAGGGAGGGAAGGGGAUUAACACAGCCGUAAAUACUGUAAAGAUGUUGAGCCAUUUAAAUGUACAUUGUUUUUCAGAUGCCUUUUUGCUUCUGUCGAUUUUUAGACUGUCUCUUAGAGCCAUAACUUUACCCAUGUCCUCAGAUUGUAGGCGUAAGCUGCUAUGAGCCAGUAGACAUGUAAAAGAAAAUGUCAAUACCUGCUAGUGAAUCAACUUGGACACCUUUCAAACAACAAUGGUACAUCUCUAGUACAAUAUCGACACUUCUUUGUAUCAAGGAACUUAAUUCUUUAAUGAUUGUAUUUUUGAACUAUGUUGCCCAAAAAGUGCUGUCAUCGGAUCGUCUGUUACAUGUGGAACUAGUUUUGUUGUAGACAGACGUUUACAAGAUGCUUAGUUUCAGCUUCUCUCGCUUUGUUUUUAUCCUCAGCUCAAAGGUUUCUUAACAUACAGGUUGCCCUUUUUUUUUUUUUCUUUCUUUAAACAUAUGGUUCAGUGUAAAACUGGAAUGGUUCUAGGCUGUGGAGUUACUGUACUUAAUUAUAUCAAAUGGGCUCCCCUACCAGCCAUUUGGCUUGCCCAGGGAGCUGGCUUUUUGUUAGUGACAAGUAGUCACAAGGAGCUGCUACCUGAACGUCCAGGUAAAAGGGAAAGGUUUCUUUUCAAAGCAGGGGACUGUAAUCUUGUGACACUGCUACUUCCUUUUUUCUCUCUGUUAAUCCGCGUAGACUCAGUCACUUUAUCUGAUGUUUGCUGUAAACUUAAUAAACUUCUCCAAAGUGGCCUGGAUAGGAAUCUGAGGCUUCCACAUGAGUAGGUCAUGUUAUGGUACAUGAUGGCCAAAUCCUGCAUGAGUUUUCCUCUGAUUCAGGUUGAGAUUUGGGCCUAGUCUUCACUUACUGGCUGGUCCGGCGGCACGCCAUCGAUGUUCUGGGAUCAAUUUAUCGCGUCUGGUUAAGACGCGAUAAAUCGAUCCCGGAUCGAUCCCGGAAGUGCUCUCAGUCGGCGCCGUUACUCCAUCUCGCCGAGAGGAGUACGCGGCAUCGAUGGGGGGAGACUUCCUGCCGCGUCUGGACCGCGGUAAGUUCGGACUAAGGUACUUCGAAUUCAGCUACGUUAUUAACGUAGCUGAAUUUGCGUACCUUAGUCCGAUUUGGGGACUUAGUGGGGACCAGGCCUAACUCCUGAGUAGCAUUCUGAACCUUAGUGUGAAGCACUCCUACAAGCAGGGGGGUUUACUUAAAAACCUCACUGCCUUCCCCUCUCUCCAACAGAGCAGCCCAGUACUAUGGGUAUAUAUUCCACCAAGUGAGCCACCCUCUGACCCAAACGAGAUCUAGGACUAUUCAAGCAACCUGAUUGGCUGAACAGUCCUCAGAGCUUUAUAACGGUGAGAUAGUGGCCCACUGAAUUGGUGACUUGCUGCAUUCUGCUUGGCUUAAAGAACAGACGAGCUUCAUCUAACAAAAGACCACUUGAACAAUACUCAUAAUGCUCUUAUAUAUAAGGGUACUGUCAGGUUAAAAUAUUAGACUUAACCGACCUUACCUAUGUUACUUAAACCAAUGGAGUUUAAUCUGUAAAGUCCUAUCUGCAGCAUGAACCGUUUUGAUUACUGAGCACAGGCUAUGAGAAGGAAGGAGAGGAGUUUUCGUCUGAGGAGAUAUGUAGAAAUAAAAUGCUGAAAAACCCAGGCAUUAGACUGUCCCUGAACUAACCUUAAGCAGCAGACUGACUUUUCUCUCUUUGUGCUGUUUCUGUUGAAGCCGGUGCUUUUGUUGGCUUGGGUAAUGAAAUGGCCUGGUUAUUUUUUGUGUUUGUAGCCAGUUCUGCCUUUUGGGUCUUGCAUGGCAUAACACAGUGCUGUAAACCCCAGAGUUGGACACACUGCAGAAGAAUCCAGAUUUAAAAAGAAAACAUUUGACCCUCUAAACACAGCUGAACAAUGGAGCAGGUUAGGCCCAGGAGGAGGAUUUACAAAAGCUGGCUGUUACUGUUUCUUCUGCUAGUCAGAAACUUUGGUGUCAAACUUUAGGUUUUUAAACGAAGGGCCCAAGUGUGCUGUGUAGAAGAAAUUCCCCCCGUCCAUAUAGGUAUUUCUGAAACCCUAUAUUGAGGCUCACGUGGGGUGUAGGCCUUGUGUUGGUUCUCUACAGAGGGGUGACUCUUACCCUGCGUAUAAACACCUGUUGAUGUGGGUCUUGUGGAGAGAGCACUCACAGUAAUACACCCUCAGGCAAUAGCCAACUGGGGGUGCUACAGAUUCCAUUCAGUCACUUAUAAAAGUGAACGUAGAACAAAGUUGCAGGAGAUCAAACCAGCUCACUUGUAAAAGUACAUGAUUUUUUAUUAGUACAUUGUAUUUUUAGGGAGAAACUACGCUUUCUUGGGCUCAGGCACACCCCAACCGUUCUGAAUUCAUCUGUUCAGCAAGGGUAGCACUGCUCUGAUACCCAGCUAGUUACGUUAUUCAUUUGGUGCAGAAGACCAGUCACAGGACCUCUCAGCUGCUUGGAAUUGAAUGUCUCUGCUUUCCCUCCACCCUUUUAAGAUGCUGCAAGACCAUUAACCUGGGAUAAUUUUUUGUCCUGCUGCCCUCACUAUUGCCCUUUGGUUUGUUUCAUAGUGAAGGAAAUGGACUUGGCCAUUCUCAGUUUGUGCGUGAUCCUUUCUUGAGCUAAGAGCAAGGAAGUUUUCAGUGCUAAUGCACUGCUCUGCGAGAAACCGAAAUACAAGCUUUUUUAAAGUAAAACUCCUAGAAGCUGAAGCAAAACAUCUUUACAACACAGGGAAAUGUAGCCUAGAGUCCAAAUACUGUACCUGACCUUUCCCCUUGACUGAGUGUGGUACAGAGCAGCCUUGCAGUGAUGGCUGACAUAUAUAUGGUCAGUAAAAGCUUGCCAGGAACUAAUACAAUAAGGCAGCCUGGGAGAUUGGAUUGAAAAGCAGGUAAAUAUUUUGCACUUUUGAUACUCUUAGAGGGGGGGAAAUAAUUUAUUGGGCAAAUGUCUUUUUUUUAAUUUUUGUUUUUGUAUUUGUGAACAGGCACUGAUAAUGUCAUUUUGUUUUAAGAUUAUUACAGAUCCGCAACUGAAAUAAACUAUUUUAAUGUGA